Messenger RNA from Cryptomeria japonica (Japanese cedar), 2260 nucleotides. RefSeq names its product AP2-like ethylene-responsive transcription factor PLT2. The record is from RefSeq and is a predicted model, not a curated record. Lineage: Eukaryota; Viridiplantae; Streptophyta; Pinopsida; Cupressales; Cupressaceae. The transcript has 9 exons. Bases 129 to 1916 code for a protein of 595 amino acids. Gene Ontology annotation, biological process: regulation of DNA-templated transcription. Gene Ontology annotation, molecular function: DNA-binding transcription factor activity; DNA binding.
GUUUGUGGAACAUGUUUCCUCUCUACCUCUAAUUUGGCCUUUCUUUCUUAAUGUGGAGAUUGCAAGCUCUCCCAUCACAUCAAAUUUGUUAUUAGUUUUUCUGUAGUUUGUUUGUUAUUCAAUCUGACAUGGGCUCAUAUAACUCUUUUGGUUUUCUACGAUCCACCCUCAAUGCUGCAGCUCUAUCAGAAACUUAUUCUUCAGACAAUCUGAGACCUGCCACACACAUUUCAACAGAUACAACUUCUGGAAGCCAGCAUCUGUUGGGUAUAGAUCAAAAUCACUGCUUAGGCAUGAAGACUAGCACUCUGGAUAAUGAGAGAGGCAAGGAUGCCACAAUUUUAAGAAACAAGGCAUUUAAGGAUUCUCAACAAUCUGAGCAUCAAACUGAACAGACCAUUAUUGAAGCUUUCAAUUCCAACAUGAUGGAGACUAUAUACAAUAGAAAUAAUCGCAUCAAUGGGCAGGUGAACAAAAUGUUUUCAUCCUGCGAUUUCCAGCUCUCUCAAGGCUCGGGUGAGUCUGUAGAGAAUACAAGUGUUGGAGGGACUGCAUCAAAUAUUGAACCCAUGACCACAAUAGCAGCUCAAAGUGGCUCUGCAUUGCCAUCCUCUGGGCAAAGUCCCAGUCCUAAUGGUGAUUCUUCAGUUCACAAAACCAGCAAGAAGCGUAGCCUAGAGAAAGAAACUGUUCCAGAGGAGGUCAUAGCAAGAAACCCACCUGUUGAAUUUGGCCAUCGAACCUCACUCUACCGUGGAGUAACCAAACAUAGGUGGACUGGAAGAUUUGAAGCCCAUCUUUGGGACAACAGUGAGAAAAGGGCUGGCCAAUCCCGUAAGGGAAGGCAAGUAUAUUUGGGUGGCUAUGACACGGAAGAGAAAGCAGCUAGAGCUUAUGAUAUGGCAUCUCUUAAGUUCUGGGGUCGUUCAACUGCCACCAAUUUUCCGCAUGCAGAAUAUGAGAAAGAGUUAGAAGAGAUGAAAUUUAAAAGCAAAUACGAAUAUGUCACCAUUCUGAGGAGGAAGAGCAGUGGUUUUUCUAGGGGAGCUUCUGCUUACCGUGGGGUAACAAGGCAUCAUCAAAAUGGAAGGUGGCAGGCUCGAAUUGGAAGAGUUGCAGGCAACAAGGAUCUCUACCUUGGAACAUACGCCACACAGGAAGAGGCAGCAGAGGCAUAUGACAUAGCUACCAUAAAAUACAGAGGCCAAAAUGCAGUGACUAACUUUGAUAUCAACAGAUAUGAUGUGCAAAAGAUUAUGAACACCCCACUACCCAUAGGAGGACUUGCUAAACGCGUGAAAAUGGAGCAGAUGUCUACUGAAAUUACAGUAGAUGGUCCUCAAGUUGAAGAUGAAAGCACAGUGAGCUCCAAGGCAGACUCAGCUAUCUCUGGUAAUACUUCAUCUGCAUUCACAGAUUCUACUGAAAGGCAUGAUGUAUAUCAACAAAGGGAAAAUCCAUGGAUGACAUUAUAUCAAGAAAGAGGACAGUUGCCUGUACAGGCAAAUGAGACCCAUAUCAUGAAUUUUCCAACACAAUUGCACCAGGCCAAUUAUGAGAAAUAUCUUCAGAUGCAAUCCAUGUUAACACCCAGCACCCCGCUUCAGUACAAUUUCAUGGGCUUUAAUCCUGCAGCCAUCAAUAGUGGUAAUAAUGCACUCCCAGCUUCUGUGAUCUACAGAAACAUGUCCACAAACUCUGCAGCCCAUGGCUUGGCAUUAGACUGUUCCUUUGUUCCUUCCUCCACUUUAUCAUCUGCUACAAGUAAUCCUUAUGCACAUCAUUUCAAUGGCAAUGGGAAAGAUGGAACUGAAAACAUGUUUGAGAAGUUCUCAUGCUUUUCAGGACCUGGAUAUGGAAGUGUAGCUGCAAAUGGUCAACAGGAUGGCACUUUCUGUUCUGGCUUUAGAAACUAGAGUUGCAUAAGGUAGUAUGAGAGUAAUCUAUUGUUGCUACAAUAAUACAGCAUCUAUAAUCAGGUGCAGUCUCUUUGUCCUCUACAAUUAUUGUAUUUAGAACAACCUAAUUGCUGUACAUGUGUCCUAGAGGCUACAUCCUUCUGUUCACUUCCACCAAUAAACUGAAUUUCAUUAUAGGCCAUUUCAUUGAAACCAACAGGCCAUCAACUUAUUCUAAUGUACUUCUGUCAUGGGUUUUUGUUGGAGGACUUGCCUCCUGCUGUUUUCUAAAUAAGCUUGCUUAUUGUAAUAGGCCACUUUUUAUCUUAAUAUAAUAGGUGAUGGUGUUUUUUCUCGCAUAA